Messenger RNA from Soboliphyme baturini, 267 nucleotides. NCBI's taxonomy places the organism in Eukaryota, Metazoa, Nematoda, Enoplea, Dioctophymatida, Soboliphymatidae. The record is from the annotation of a GenBank genome assembly.
AUGAAGUACUUACUCUUUCUGGCGGUAAAGUGGCGAUACUCCAAGGGCAUCAGCGACCGUGUUGGCAUCGGCGAAAGUCAUCGAGCUCAUAGGGCUGCAAGUGCGAUCGAGCCGACCGGAGUUUGCGGCGGAGGCGGCAGCCAUCAGUGGGAAAGACGGUGUGGCGGGGACGGAGAUGGCCGACGUUCGGUCACGCCAAUGGACGGUGGUCAUAGUCGAGUCGGAGGAAACAACGGGAGGCGGAUGACGUCGCAGCUGGGCUGCUGA